Molecule: messenger RNA, 528 nt
Organism: Echinostoma caproni
Lineage: Eukaryota; Metazoa; Platyhelminthes; Trematoda; Plagiorchiida; Echinostomatidae
Source: the annotation of a GenBank genome assembly
AUGGACGACUUCUCAGGUGUUUCUAACACAAACAAUCAGGAUGAUCAUAUGAACGAUUCUCAAUACAGUCACCCUCUCGGAGACCUAAGCGGCUCCGCUUACCUACAACAACCCUCAUCUGUAUCAUCCUCGACAACUCACAAGGCUUCAAGCAAUUGUGGCGGUGGUGGCGUCGGCCCUUCGGGUAGUCCACAAGAUACCCUUUCUUCACCCGAGGAGAAUUGCAUUAGUGAAGAUGAUAACAUGGAUCUUGGUCUGGACAUGUUCAACGAUGUGCUGAUAGAUGGCACGGAAAUGACUUCAGUCGCAUAUCAGGAACCAGAAUAUUGGUGUUCCAUAUACUAUUAUGAAAUGAACACUCGCGUGGGUGAUACGUUCCACUGCUCCAGUCCGUGCCUCACAGUGGACGGUUUCACCGAUCCGAAUCGCCACAAUCGGUUCUGUCUCGGCCUUCUGUCCAAUGUGAACCGUGGUCAUCAGAUUGAACUCACCCGAAGGCAUAUUGGUAAGCUUCUUCUCGAUCGGUGA